Leptosomus discolor (cuckoo roller) is the source of this 904-nucleotide messenger RNA. NCBI's taxonomy places the organism in Eukaryota, Metazoa, Chordata, Aves, Leptosomiformes, Leptosomidae. The record is from RefSeq and is a predicted model, not a curated record.
CAUGUCCAAAAUACUGAAGUGUGCCGGGAACGAAGACAUCAUCACUCUCCGAGCAGAAGACAAUGCGGACACGUUGGCUCUUGUGUUUGAAGCACCAAAUCAGGAGAAGGUUUCUGAUUAUGAGAUGAAGCUAAUGGAUCUCGAUGUGGAGCAGCUCGGAAUUCCAGAACAAGAAUACAGUUGCGUAGUGAAAAUGCCGUCUGCUGAGUUCGCCCGCAUUUGUAGAGAUCUCAGCCAUAUCGGCGACGCCGUUGUCAUCUCCUGUGCCAAAGACGGGGUGAAAUUUUCAGCUAAUGGCGAGCUGGGCAACGGGAACAUCAAGCUGUCGCAGACCAGUAACGUGGACAAAGAGGAAGAAGCUGUUACAAUAGAGAUGAACGAGCCAGUCCAAUUGACCUUUGCUCUGAGGUACUUGAACUUUUUUACCAAAGCCACUCCCCUGUCACCCACAGUGACACUGAGCAUGUCUGCAGAUGUUCCUCUCGUUGUGGAGUACAAGAUUGCUGAUAUGGGACACUUAAAAUACUACCUGGCUCCAAAGAUUGAAGACCAACAAGAAGGCUCUUAAUCGGAGUAGGACUGAGGGGGAGAUGUGGUCAGCUCUUGGGAGAGGACAACUGAUGUGGAGAAGAGAACAGUGGUGGUAGCAGUUUCAGUGCAUUGGAGCAUCGGAUGGGCGCUGUUAGGCACGUUGUGUAGAUAUCUCUGUAAAUAUUUUUCAACUUACUAUUUUGCUAUACUGGUGUUGUUGGAAAUAGGAAAUGUUUUUUUAGUCUAUCUUGUACUUCCAGUAAUCUUUUAAAUGCUUCCUGAAGGUGAAAUAUCUUACUCCUCUCAACCUGUGUUAGAGAAGGGGUGCAAUAUUUAACUCAAGUAAAGAUGAUGUUCCCUAGAGUUUCACCUG